CAUUGAAACUCGAGGGCUAAUCCUAAUGCAUCCCCCCAGAUGGCAACUCCCACUUGAAACUCCAAAUCCAGCCAAAAACUCAAUUCACUGUCAAAUCCAACGCAAAAGGGGCUAUAAAUUUUUGCCCCCUUUUUCCCCCAAAGUUCAGAAUUAGGGUUUUUCUGCAACGACAGAAAAAUGAAAGCGUCGGUCAAAUUCCGGGAGGACCAGAAGCCGUUGCUGAGGGCCAAGGUGCCCCUCAGCAUCCUGGGCCUGCCCUUCCAGUCCGGAAUCGUCGCCGGUGAGUCCAAGGAGCUCACUCUCAACCUCGCCACCUUCUUCGAAUCCGGGCCGUCCAUCAAGAUCGCGUAUCGUCCCAACGACGCGUGGAACCCCUUCUCCCUCGUCGUCAAGACCGGGACGGGAUCCUUCGGAUCGCCGAUUUCGAGCUCCAUGCUGAUGAGCGCCGAGUUCAAUCUCCUUGACCGCGGGAGAAGCCCUAGCUUCAUGCUCCACUUUAAGCCCCAGUUCGGCGAUUUCUCGAUCAAGAAGACGCAGUCCUCGGUCUUCGAGAAGAUCGUGGGUUCUGAGAAGGACGCCGUUGCGGCGGAGACGCCGGUAGUGGAGGCGGAGUUUUCGGGGAAGAGAAAAGUUUUGUCAUCGGCAAGUCUGGCGGCUGGAGUUCUUGCCCGUUUGUUCACCGGGAUGGAGGUGGCGGCGAGGACGUCGAUGCCGGUGAGGAACCGGGCCGUGGUGAACUUGAGGUGGGGGGUUAAGGUUCCGACGGAGAUAAAGAGUGCUGGGGUGAAUCCGACUGCGGGGAUUGCGUUUCAGAAAAUCCCGUUCCUGGUGAUGAACAAGAUCGGGAUCGAACACGUGGACGGUGGCGAUUCGAAGGCCAAAACCACAAAGGCGGCGGCGGAUAAUGCGUUGACAUUUCCGGGAAAUGCUGAGGUUGCGGAGGCUUGUUUUAGGGUGAAGCAUCAGCUGGAGGCUCUGCGGACGGAGAACGGGUUGCUGAGAAAAUCCGUGGAGGAUCUGCGCCACGAAAUCGCCGGCGCCGCGAAGUCGAUUUCGAUUUCGAAUGCGUUUCCUGAGAGUGAGAUAAAUGGGGGAAGUAGGAAUUCGAGCGGGAAAGUGGAUCGGCGAUCAAACGGGAAGAAUAAGUCGCCGGAGGGCGAUGUGGCGGAGGAACUGAAGAAGGCCCUCAGUCACUGAUCGGUGGGGCCGCCUUGUCGACUAGUCUUGGUAAUUUUGAUUUUGGGAAUUUCGAUUUUGUUAGAUAUUUUGAUUAUGUACAUAGCUGAAUAAUAAGAUAUUUUGAUUAAUAUUUUGGAUUAAACAAUGAGAUUUUUGUUAAUCAUGCAAUUGUGCUUCUAGUU
Molecule: messenger RNA, 1361 nt
Organism: Malus domestica (apple)
Lineage: Eukaryota; Viridiplantae; Streptophyta; Magnoliopsida; Rosales; Rosaceae
Source: RefSeq, a predicted model, not a curated record